CUUAUUCAAUAUCAAUUGAGAGGAGAAUAGAAUAUCCUUGUUUUCUCCUGUGUUGUAAACAAUACUAGACAUGUUUACAAACUGAGUUAAUGCUGGACGCUAACAGUAACAGUAACGUUAGCUAGCUAAACUGCAUAAAACCGUUAGCGUUAAAAACAAAAAAAAGAAGUUUAAGGAGAAAUGUAAAUAUUGACAUAGUUAGAGAAGUUUAAAAAGAAAAGUUGGACUUCAAAGAAAACUAACAGACCCUUGCUAGCACAAGCAAGCAACAAAACGGUGCCACGGCAAUUUAAACUGUCUGUUUUUUAAACUACCGGAAGUGGAAUCUGCCAACUGACCCAGCUAACUAACGUUAGCUUGCUAGCUAACUCACUGGCUAAAAGUUCAUAUUUACCUCGUGAGAGCCUGUGGGCUUGUAAAACAAUAUAUUUCCGUAAAUUGACAUUUGUUACAACCGAUUUUCACGAAAGUUCAGUACAGUAUCUUUUUACUUUUUUGGUUCAGCUAAGAUUACUUUGUUGCCAUAAUAUUUUGUUGUUCUAUCUUCUUUCCCGCUUCGAAAACUCCCGUCAUUCCAAAAAGGGGGCGUUGUUGCUGAAAGCUAUCUUUGCUUUCGAAUGCGAUGUUUCCACAUAUUUAUUCUGACUUUUUUAAAAAGUAAAAAUCGAUCAAGCAAGUAACUGAUAAUUGUAUCCUUAACGAAGAAUCAAUUGAGAAAAUGGAAUUUGUAAUAUUUCUAGGGAUUUCGUUUAGUUAACUAGCUUGUGCAGCUGUAACCACGUACUGGCUCUCCCUGUGCCAAGAAUGUGCUCUGCUGAAAGUCAAAACAAGAAUAUCAGGACAUCACAUUUAAAAUGGGUUUGCUUUGGAUUCUGUCGCUGACAAAGAGGACAAACUAAUGGAAACCAAGGGCAAGACUACUUGUCCACUGUGGAAGAGUAGCUAGCUAGAUAGAUAAGUUAGCUUCUAGUUCCUGAUAUAUAGCUAGCAAGAAGCUUCUCUAAGGUAAACAUAAUUAUUACAAAUUAUCACUGGCCUGAAGUCAACAAUCAUUUAUUAAUCAAAUAAAUCUUCAUAACAACAACUGAAUGAAAUGUUGUUUUGAAUGUCUUUCUUAGGCAAGAUGAGUGGUCAUUCUGGUCAAAGUCCUGUGGCCGUCGACAGCAAUGGCAUUACUCCAUUUGAACAGAUGUUGGCUUCCUGCUCAUGGGCUCUCCUGACGUCAUUGUUCGGUGAGCACUGGGACACGGGAACCCUCACCUACACACACGUACACUGACUAUAUAUAUAUAUAUAUAUAUAUAUAUAUAUAUGGUGUAACUCAGUUGGUGGCUCAGUUGGUAGAGCAUGGCAUUUGCAACGCCAGGGUUGUGGGUUCGAUUCCAGUAUAAAAAAUAAAAAUGUAUGCACUCACUAACUGUAAGUCGCUCUGGAUAAGAGCGUCUGCUAAAUGACUAAAAUGUAAAAUGUAACUAUUAUAGUUAAAUAUUUGUCCCCUGUAGCUCAGUUGGUAGAGCAUGGCGCUUGCAACGCGAGGGUUGUGGGUUCGUUUCCCACGGGGGGCCAGUAUGCACUCACUAACUGUAAGUCGCUCUGGAUAAGAGCGUCUGCUAAAUUACUAAAAUGUAAAUAUUUAAACUGGUUGUACAACUGUCUUUUUUCAGUCACACCUCUGGAUGUUGUCAAGAUCAGACUCCAGGCUCAGAAAAGUCCCUUUCCCAAAGGUAAUAAGACACAACAAUCAAUGUAACCUACCAUUCCUCUGGCCUCUCUAAACCACAGUGCUCAAUCCAUUCUGUUUGUCUUCCAUUGUUCUCCAGGGAAAUGCUUUGUGUACUGCAACGGCCUGAUGGACCAUACCUGUGUGUGUACGAACGGAAACUCCAAGGCCUGGUACAAGGCCGCUGGCCACUUCAACGGCACUCUGGUAAACACCUCUACCCAACUCCCAACCAACCCCCAUGUAGAUAUGCAAGGAUUGGGUUGGUGUGUAUCGUGUGCAAUAUUCCCACGGGGGGCCAGUACAAAAAAUUAAUAAAUAUAUAUAUAUAUAUAUAUAAAAGAAUAAUGUAUGCACUCACUAACUGUAAGUCGCUCUGGAUAAGAGCGUCUGCUAAAUGACUAAAAUGUAAAUAUAAAAUGUAAUGGUGAAAAUUCUGUAUAGCCUAUCAGAGGGAAACAUUGAGAUAUUACAAUAUUGCUCAUUCCUUACAGAUCUGCACAAGUGGCCAAGGGUUAGAAGCUAUGGGUGGGGUGGGACUAGGGCUGUUACGGUGACCAUAUUACCGCCACACCGGCGGUCACGGGUCAUGACGGCAGUCAAAUUCCACAUGACCGUUUAGUCAUGGUAAUUAUGCUUCUCCAAGCUCUGAUGCUGCUGAUGGUCAUUAGUAGCCUACCAAACUUGCUAACUGCCUGGUACUCAGCAAUCUAGUGUCCCUCUAAUCACUCUGACAUCAAUGCAAAUGAAAACGAAAAUCUAAUCAAACACUUAAUGAGAGCACAUGAGCUCAUGUUGUGCAACAUUUCUAUAGGCUAUGCAAUUUCGUGAGAAAACAGAGUGAUGGCCUCUUUUAAAAAGAUGAAGAUCCCAUCAGCUUUCUAUGGGCUAGGCCUACUAUAUUUAUUUCUCAACUUUCCUAAUAUUAAGCACAUUGCCUCUCUUUACAACAGGAGUAUAGCCUAUCUGGCUGGCAGGAAAAUAAACCACAGGAAUAGCGUCCUCCAUUUGCUAUUUAAGUGCAUAGAUGACAAGUAUUUGUGCAUGAUAAUGGUGCAUUCUAAAUCAGAACAAAUUUCACACAUAUAUCAUUUAGUACAUGUAAAGACGAGAUUAAAUCAAGAAUAGUCUGAUGGUUGACAAUAUUAGCCUAUCACUUGUGAAUGAUAUAAUAUCACUUGUGAAUGAUGCCCAGCUUAAGGCAACAAACAGUGCAUGCCUUUUUUUGCGACUUUUUAAAAUCAUAGUCGCACACCUCAUGUAGCCUAGCCCAUAGGCCUAUAUGUUUUGAUAAGGUUUGUUUCACAACUAAAGUGGCCAAAUAACUUCUUAAAAUUAAGCACAUUAAUCCGCUUUAUAACGCUUUACAACGGGUGUAGAGCCUAACUGGCUCAUGUUUGGGGAAGAUAAUUUUCACCAUAAAAAUCCACCUUUAUAAUAAAAGCAUCACAUGCAUAAUCGCAUUUGCGGUCACUUUUGAGAUUGGUGUUUUCCUGCUAAUGGAACAUUCGCGCUUAAAGCCUACUGCCGUGUGCGCAUUGCUGCACUUAUAAUGUGAAGAAAUAGCCUAAUAGUUUAUAAACAUUUUAAGCUAAACGUUCUGAUCUGUUGCGUCAGCCUCAUUACUUAAACCAUUUUUUUGGAUGCUAGUGGUUGUAUUAAUUUGGGAUCAAUCGCAUCCCACAACUGUCCCAGACUAAGUUUGGAAUAUUUAUUUCCUGCACAGAAUAGAAUAGGUCAACUUUGGGGGAUAGUAGAUUGACAUAGGCUAGUGCUUUUGCUGUUCGUUAGGCCUACUCAUCUUGUUGGCUGAUGAAAAGUAAAUGUGGACAGUUAUUCCAAUAUCUUCAAUAUGCCCCUCGGAAUUAGAUAAGGACGCAUACAGUUGCGUCCCCGAUGUGUCUGUCUUCACUUGUAAUCUGUGAGAAAGACCCGAUCACGUGACUGAGAACCAUGUGAGUGAGAGGAGCUUCGGAGUGCGCAGCCGGGAGAAGGGAAUUAUAAUUAUUAUAUUCAGCCCAAGGGCACAACAGCCACUGGCCGCAAAAAGCAUGGAUUUAUUUAGGGGGCAUUACAGCCACACAAAAGGGAUGCCACUGGGAAAUUCGAGGCAUUAUCAAGUGCUUGUCAAAUUGUGAAUGAGAGACUGAUGAAGUGUGUACAACCUGCGCAAAAAAACAAAGCAGAGCUCAUGCCUUUCAUGCGACUUUUUCCUAAUCAUAAUUAGAGUCACUCCAUGCAGCCUUAGAAUGUAUUAAAAAUCAAAACAUAUAGCCCAACGUUUGUUACAUAAAUAACUCUAUAAAUGUGUUUACAUAAACGUACAUAAAUGUGUUUAUGUUAAUUAACGGUUAAUUACCGUGAGUUGGCAGUUAUUUGCUUCACAAUCACCGGAUGACAAAAUGUCAUGACCGCCACAGCCCUAGGUGGGACUUGGCACCAGCCUUAAGUGAUGGACCCAUCGAAAGCUAACCACAAGCAUUAUUAACAUGUAUAAAGGUUCGGACACACCGAUAGCAUUUGCCUGCCGAGAGUAUUUAGCUCCUCUGAACAGAGUGCCGGCUGUAAUUUGCGAACCGAUUUUACAUGUAGAAUCACACAAAAAUGUUGGCAGUUAGACAUCAACAGCGUGCUGAACAAAUGGUAGACGAAUGGGAGAUCCACAUUCGGUGCGACCCUUAAGUGUUUAUAAACAUGUACAUCAGUAUCAUGCAUUAGUUCUUUAUCUCUGGUUCUUUAACCCUCUCUCUGCAGGAUGCCUUUAUUAAGAUAGUCCGCAGGGAAGGGAUCAGGUCAUUAUGGAGCGGCCUCCCUCCAACCCUGUGAGUCUGAAGUCUGCUGUUUCUCUGCCUCAUUACUAAUUCACACUGCUUACUCUCCUUCAGCACUGAUUUAUGGUCAGCUGUGUCUUGAGUGGCUGGCCCGCUGUGAUUCAGCAGACUCAUAGUCUAUUGAUAAUUCAUUUAUUUACAUUUACGUUCCCAUUAAGUUCUGCUCAUUUGUAUUGAGCAGUACGGAUGGACACUGUGAUUUUGUAAACUCAGGGUUUAUCGAUAUUUGAUUUGUUAAAGUUUUUUUUUAAAUCUCUCAGGCAUGGAUUUGUGUCUGAGUGGUGUGGUAACAGCUGAUGCUGAGUCAUGGGCUGUUGAUGAUUCAUUUGGGAACAUUUUAUUUGUGCCCAUUGCUUGUACCCAUCUGAUUUGUGUCUGAUAUGAUAAAAGCAGAUUUAUUUUAUUCAUUGUUUAUGGAUAUUUCAUAUAUGGAUGUUGUUUCCUGUUUGUAAUGCCUGAUUUUUAUGAGUCAUGGGUCUUUGACGAUUCAUGAGGAAACAUUAGAUUUGCAUCUCUGAUGUAUGUUAAUGAUUCUUGCAGUAUCAUGGCGGUCCCGGCGACGGUAAUCUACUUCACGUGUUACGACCAACUGCAUGCAGACAUUGUGUUGUCUAUGCAUUAGAAAGACCUUAGUAACCCAACUGCUGCUUCCUAUCCUAGACUAUAGUCAUAUCAUCUAUCAAAACACAACCAAGACCGUACUUUGCGAAUUAGAUGUCAUUUAUAACUAUGUCAUUUAGCAGACACUCUUAUUACAUUUACAUUUUAGUCAUUUAGCAGACGCUCUUAUCCAGAGCGACUUAUAGUUAGUGAGUGCAUACAUGAUAUUUUUUCAUACUGGCCCCCCGUGGGAAUCGAACCCACAACCCUGGCGUUGCAAACGCCAUGCUCUACCAACUGAGCUACAUCCCUGCCGGCCAUUCCCUCCCCUACCCUGGACGACCCUGGGCCAAUUGUGCGCCGCCCCAUGGGUCUCCCGGUCGCGGCCGGCUACGACAGAGCGACUUACAGGAGCAAUUAGGGUUAAGUGCCUUGCUCAAGGGCACAUCGACAGAUUUUUCACCUAAUCGGCUCGGGGAUUAGAACCAGCGACCUUUCGGUUACUGGCACAACGCUCUUAACCACUAAGCUACCUGCUGCCCCGGCAGAUUCAUUUUUGGAUGCCAUUAUAAGACAUAAUUGAACAAUGUCUGAAUCACUAAAUUAGCUGUCACUCCCAAACAGAAGAAAACUGCAUUGGUACCAGUUCCUUUUAAAAUGUAUCAACUAAAAUGUCCCUGUAUAUAUUAAGGAACACCUAACUUUACAAAACACACACUGCUCCUUUCGACAACGGCAGCAAUUACAAAUACCAAGGGGGUUGGAAUAAGAUCUUUCAGAUACAACGGCCCAACUGGAAUCAUUUACCUAUAGAAAUCAGGCCAUUCUAAUCACACAGUGAAUUUACGAAAGCCCUUUUUCAAAUGUUAAGAACAAACUGUUUGUGUUUUUAACUAAUAGAAACAUCACCAUGUGAGGAUAUUUGUAAAUAUGUAUGUAUACAGUAUAUUGUAGGUACUUAGUUGUAUUAGUAGUUGUAGCAGUAGUUUUUAUUAGUUAUAAGCCUAUUAGUAGUUGUACAACAACCUUUUAUGCUGUUAAUGUAAUUGUAUUUUAUUUUAUUAUCAUUAUAAUUAUUUAAUUGUUAUUAUUAUUAGACAGUAGUUGCCAUAUUGUUCUUCUUACUAAGUACUUUAAUUAAAAAAAAAUAUAUAUAUAUUGGGACACUUGAAAACUAGAUGGUGCAUCUCAAGAGAUUUCAUCCUGCAAAAUGUCAAAUAAAUGUGGAAACUACAGACCUCCUUUUCAUGUGAGAAAGAAAUGUAUGUGUUUAACUGCUCUGUUUAUCUGCUCUUUCAGCCUGUAGUGCUUAUAAGUGUUUUCUCUCUCUCUUUCUCUCUGUCUCUCUGUGAGUCAGUGGGCUCUGUGACAGUGAUCAGUCCGUUGGAGCUGAUCCGUACUAAGAUGCAGGCCCAGAGACAUUCGUACAGGGAGCUGAGUGAGGUUAUCUGCUCUGCAGUACGCAACGAGGGCUGGCGGUCUCUCUGGAGGGGCUGGGGACCCACACUGCUUAGAGACGUCCCCUUCUCAGGUGGACACAACACAAUGUCUAUAACUAUAUCUCUAUCUCUCUCAGGUGGACACAACACAAUGUCUAUAAAUAUAUCUCUCUAUCUCUCUCAGGUGGACACAACACAAUGUCUACAAAUAUAUCUCUCUAUCUCUCAGGUGGACACAACACAAUGUCUAUAAAUAUAUCUCUCUAUCUCUCAGGUGGACACGACACAAUGUCUAUAAAUAUAUCACUAUCUCUCAUGUAGACACAACACAAUGUCUAUAAAUAUAUCUCUCUAUCUCUCAGGUAGACACAACACAAUGUCUAUAAAUAUAUCUCUCUAUCUCUCAGGUAGACACAACACAAUGUCUAUAAAUAUAUCUCUCUAUCUCUCAGGUAGACACAACACAAUGUCUAUAACUAUAUCUCUAUCUCUCUCAGGUAGACACAACACAAUGUCUAUAACUAUAUCUCUAUCUCUCAGGUAGACACAACACAAUGUCUAUUUUUCUAUAUCUCUCAGGUAUACAACACCAUCUAUGUCUCUCUCUCUCCCUCUCUCUAGCUUUCUCUCUCUAACUCUCUCUCGCUCGCUCUCUCUCUGUAGCGCUCUAGCUCUCUCUCCUUCUCCUUGUCUCUACCUCUCUGUUCUCUCUCCUUCUCUCUAGCUUUCUCUCUUUCCCUCUUUCUCGCUCUCUGUCUCUCUCUCUCUCCCUCUCCUUGUCUCUAGCUCCCUGUUCUCUCUCCCUCUCUCUAGCUUUCUCGCUCUCUCGCUCUCUCUCGCUCUCUAGCUCUCUCUCAAGCUCUCUCUCUCUCCCUCUCCUUGUAUCUAGCUCCCUGUUCUCUCUCCCUCUCUCUAGCUUUCUCUCUUUCUCACUCUCUCCUCUCUCUCUCUCUCUCUCUCUCUCUCCCUCUCUCUCAUUCUCUCUCGUCCUCUCUCUCCUCUCUCCUCGUCUCUCUCUCUCUCUUCUCUCUCUCUCUCUCUCUCUCUCUCCUCUCUCCUCUCUCUCUCGUCUCUCUCUCUCUCCUUCUCUCUAACUGUCUCUUAGUGUCUGUCUGAUAACAGGAGUUGCAUGUUGUGUGUUUCCUCCUCAGCCAUGUACUGGUAUAACUAUGAGAAGGGGAAGGUGUGGCUGUGUAAGCACAACAACAUCAGAGAGCCAACGUUUGCCAUCACCUUCAUAUCCGGAGCAGUGUCUGGAUCAGUGAGUAUUCUAGCUUCCCUCUCAGCUCAACUCAAACGGUUCUGUCUAGUAGAGCACCUAGAUAUAUUGAACAUAGAAUAUCUGAUAUAGCUUUUUGUACCUUUCUAAUGGUAUUCAAGCUCUAUAACUCUUCUUCUCUGCUGACAUGGUGUUAUUCCAUCUAAAACUGCUGGAGGGCAGCAUUGUCAAAUAUAAGUGUGAUUUCUAACCCUUGUUUAUGCUGUCUGGUCUUCCUCCAGAUCGCUUCCAUAGUAACGCUGCCCUUCGACGUAGUGAAGACCAGGAGGCAGGUGGAGAUAGGGGAACUCCAGGCUAUGAAUUGUGGGUAUAGAACUCCAGGCUGAUCACCUGAUUCAUGGAAUCAUCCUUGUGAUGUGUUGAUGUGUAGUGAUCCUGUACUCGUGUGUCUCUGCAGUGUCGUCCAAGGCCUCCUCCUCCACUCUCAGUGUGAUGACCAAGAUUGUGGCUGAGAACGGCGUGGGUGGACUGUUUGUAGGUAGGUCAGGUUACAGGGAUAGUUCACCCAAAACACACAGUUACCUCAGGUUAGUCUCCUAACUUAUCACCUUCUUUCUAUCCUUAUCCCCCUCUCCUCCACCCCUCUCUCCCCCCCUUUCACUCCCCCUCUCCUCCCCCCUCUCUCUCCCCCCUUUCACUCCCCCUCUCCUCCACCCCUCUCUCUCCCCCCUUUCACUCCCUCUCUCUCCCCCCCCACUCCCUCUCUCUCCCCCCCUUCUCCCCCUCUCUCUCCUCUCCCCCCUUUCCUCUCCUCUCCUCCUCCUCCACCCCUCUCUCUCCCCCCGUCUCCACUCUCACUCCCUCCCUCCCCACCCCUCUCCCCUCCCUUUCACCCCCAUCCCCUCUCCUCCACCCCUCUCUCCCCCCUUUCAUCCUCGCCUCUCCUCCACCCCUCCUCUCCCCCCUCCCCCCCUCUCUCCCCCUCCCUUCCCCCCUCUCCUCCACUCUCUCUCCCCCUUUCAUCCCCCCCCCUCCCCUCCCCUUCACUCCCUCUCUCCCCACCUCCCUCUCCCCCCUUUCACGCUCUCUCUCCUCCACCCCCCUCUCUCUCUCCCCCCUUUCCCUCCCCCCUCUCUCCCCCUCUGCCACCCCUCUCCUCCUCCCCCCCCCCCCCCUUUCCCCUCCCACUCCCCUCUCUCCCUCUCUCCUCCACCCCUCUCUCCCCCCUUUCACUCCCUCUCUCCUCCACCCCUCUCUCUCUCCCCGCUUCCCUUCCCCUCUCUCCUCCCCCCCUCUCUCCCCCCUUUCACUCCCUCUCCUCCCCCCUCUCUCAUCCCCCCUUUCACUCCUCUCCUCCUCCACCACCCCCGCUCUCUCCCCCCUUUCACUCCCUCUCCCUCCACCCCUCUCUCUCCCCGCUUUCACUCCCUCUCCUACUUCUCUCUCUCUCCCAGGUUUCCUCCCCAGGGUGAUCAAGGUGGCCCCAGCCUGUGCCAUUAUGAUCAGCUGUUAUGAGUUUGGGAAGGCCUUCUUCCGCAAGCACAACCAGGAGAGGCUGCUGACCAGCAACACCUGACCUGACUAGGGCCUCUCACACACACAGACCAAAACCAUAGACAAUACCAAGAACAGAAUCAGCCAUCGCCAACAGCAGGUAUUGGCUACCUGUACAUUUCCCUGGGUUCUUAGAGAUUUUCAGGCGUAGCAUUGCUUGCCUGUGUCCUCUCAGCUGCUUAGACACUCCAACACCCCCUCACUGUUAUAAAGUGUUCAAGUGUGUGAUGUCAUGUGACUAGCUGGAUGUAGCUAAUGUUGGCGUUUAGGACCUAAGAACGCCAGGACGUGAUUCUGUUCCAAAGCAGGAAAUACUGGCAGACAUGAAAACAAAAUGGAAGACAAAUAGUUGUAGGUAUCAACAUUAUUCAUAUUUUAUCUUAUAUUUCUCAAUCAAGGUAUACUGCACUUAACUACCAUACUAAUUGUGACAAGAGAAAAUAGCAAAAGUGCACAAAUUGUAUUUUAAAUAUAUAGUUAUUUGCCAAAUCAUGAAGGUAUUAGCAUUUUGAUAAUUACUUAAAAAUAAUUUGCGUAAUGUUUUUCCUCUUUUUCCUCCGCAUUUAAUACACUGGCCUGUAGGUGGUAUCAGAGACUUGUCUGGAACCAGAAACUGGGGAUUCCUAUUGGACAAGUAAUACCACCUCUGUUUCAAAAUGUUUUAUCCCAUUACGUUAGUUGUUGAGGUAUGGGGUUGUGUGCACUGUGUCAUCCGGGGUCUGACCGUAAUAAAAAUCAUUUGAUGGAUGUUUAUGUUUGUCCUGUUUCAAACAUGUAUACGUUUGUAUUAUACGCAUGUGUGAAAUG
Messenger RNA from Coregonus sp. 'balchen', 10170 nucleotides. The record is from the annotation of a GenBank genome assembly. NCBI's taxonomy places the organism in Eukaryota, Metazoa, Chordata, Actinopteri, Salmoniformes, Salmonidae.